Messenger RNA from Solanum stenotomum, 633 nucleotides. RefSeq lists its product as uncharacterized. The record is from RefSeq and is a predicted model, not a curated record. Lineage: Eukaryota; Viridiplantae; Streptophyta; Magnoliopsida; Solanales; Solanaceae. The transcript is spliced from 4 exons. The coding region runs from base 1 to 633 and encodes 210 amino acids.
AUGUUGAGUCAAGUGGUGACCAACCAAUCUGGGCAACAAAGAGAGAAUCAACAGGAUGUGGCUGAUACAUCCAGGAUCUGUGAGUUCUUAAGGAUGAAUCCUUUAGACUUCAACUGUUCAAGUGUCAUUGAGGAUCCGAAAAACUUUGUUGAAGAGCUACAGAAGAUUUUUGAGGUUAUGUAUGUCGUUGAUUCUGAGGGAGUGGAACUAGUUGCAUAUCUAUUGAAGGGUGUUUUUAGGAUUUGGUAUGGACAAUGGAAAAGGAGUAUAGUUGAACGAGAACCAAUUGUUUGUUGGGUUGUGUUUGAAGGUGCCUUCAUGGGGCAUUUUUUUCCCUUUGAGCUAAGAGAGGCAAAGAAGCCAAAUGGACUUGCUCCAUCAUCUACUAGUGCACCUUCACCAAGGAACAAAGGAGCAUGUCGUGAUGGCUCCACUGGUUGUUUCAAGUGUGGUCAGACUUUUCACUUCAUGAGAGAGUUCCCUAAGAAUAUGAAGCCCGUCAGUGUUUCCAAACCUGUCGAUGAGUCUAUUCUAGCUGAGAGAGUUUAUCGUGAUGUUACCAGUUUAGUCAAUCACAAGGACACCAUGGCUUACUUAGUUGAGCUUAAUAUGGUGGACUUUGAUGUUAUUUAG